CAUCCUGACUGGCUCUUCUCCAAGUCAGUCUUUUCUCGUAUACCUUCGUCUCCAGACGGGAUUUCCUGUCUGUGUCUGAGGGAGGGGCUGGAUCUCAGGAACCUGGAUUUUCCCAUAGGAUUUUCUUGGAUUAGAUACACACAUGCAGGACAACAUGAAGAAGAAAAAGCAGCGGGCCCGAAAACUCACCAAAAAACAGCGUAAAAAUGUUUCCAUGGACAAAACGUCCCGGUCCUUCAGGUCCAAUCGGCCGGAGUUUGAGAGCUUCCUGUCUGAGAUGACUCUGUGGUUUUCAGACCAUCAGCUGCAGGUGGACGAGCUGUUCAGACACAGUGACGCAGAUGGAAGUGGAUCAGUCAACCUGAAGGAUUUCUGCCUGGGUCUGAUGAACUUGGACGUCGCUUGUCAGCAGUUUCAGCUCCACAUGCUGACUCAGCAGCUGAAGACCACCAACGACAUGAUCAGUUAUCGAGACUUGAGCAGACAAGUGCAAAGACUGAGACUGUGUGAUGACACAGAGAACGACUCUCAGAAAUCAAGAUGUGAUCAACAUCAACUGUUAAGCCCUGAAAACGGCAGGAGGUUUAUCCGUCUGAGUGUCAGACUGAUCCCCUUCGACGGCGCUGCAGCUCAUCCAGGAAACUUUGAAGUGGUUUUGUUGAGCAGCAGCAGAGUCUUCAGUCUGAUCAGGAUGAUCCAGGACCAGGUAGGGAUCCAGACCACCAGGCUGGAGGUUUUCCGGAGCAGAGUGCCCACAGAAGAGGCCCGCCUGCUCCCGGAGAGCCUCCUGGAGGAGUGUGGCUUCAGAGGAGGGCCAGAGGGAACUCCUCCAGAGGACACUGUGUACUACGACUACAGCCUGCUGUUCACAGACUGCCCCAUCCUCAACUGUGACCACUACUUCAGAUCAAUGCCAGACGCUGCUGCUGUUAAGAGUGGCCUCUGUCCAUAAGUUAGUGUUUUUAGCAAUGCUAUAUUUAGAGACGCUGGUAGUCGCUGAUGCCACGUUGGUCCCAAAUGAAAUAUCUCAACUAUUUGAUGAAGUUGCUUGAAAUUUAGUAAACAAAUUUAUGUUCCCCAGAGGAUGAAUCCUACUGACUUUGGAUGAAUUCUACUGACUUUUCCUCUAGUACCACCAUGAGGUCAAUGUUUCUGGUUUUUGAGUAAAAAUGUCUCCACAACUACUGUUUGGAUUGCCAUGAAAUUUGGUGCAGACAUUAAUGUUCCCCUCAGGAUGGAUUGUAACAAUUUUGUCGAUACCUUAACUUUUGCUUUAGGGACAUCAUCAGGUCAAAGUUUGAAUGUGUAAUACUUUGGUUUACGACCAAAUACCUGCAAAACUAACAACAUUCUCAUCAGCCUCAGCUGUCAUGGAGUUUAGUGCUAAUUACCUCUGCCUAGGAGGUCAUGUUUUUGGCUUUGUUUGUCUGUUUGUUUGUUAGCAGGGUUACAGAAAAACUACUGGGCCUGGGCCAAGGAAAACCUGUUGCUUUCUUUUUUCAUGUUUAGCAUUGCAAUGUUGAGCAUGUUGGUGUGCUAACAUUAGCUCAAAGUACAGCCUCACAGACCUGCAUGGCUGUAGAAAAUAGAUUGAUAGUUGUUUCCAGUCAAUUAUGUCAUAUUCCAUUUUCCACAAGAUCUGGGGUUGCUUUUGUAUCUGAAUGCAAUUAUUUUGUAAGUGAUUAAAAAACAAGUUAAUCUUGAAUAAAAUGGGUAAAUUACCACUUUUAAAACAUAUUUAUACCUUUAAAGAACUUAGAUUAAAAAAAAUACAUAAUAGUUUUAUUGGGAAGAUGAACUGAUGAAGGUGAAUACAAUUAAAUGUACUUUAUAGGGCCUCUAAAACCUCUUUCCUGUGUCUUUUCUCUCUUCACAGAUGACAAAGUGUAAGCAGGUGUGACUGAUUGUUUAGUUCUGGGAAAGUGAGGAUGCUUGGUUAGGUUUGCCAUUCCUACAUGUAUUUAGUUUUAGCUUUUGUGCAAUUAGGAUCAAAACCCUGUCUCCAGAAAUCACACUGAUAUGAUACUAAUUUGGUUUAGGCAACAGGAGGACUUAGGUUGAGGUUAGUGAAAGAUUCUGGUGGUCACUGUGGACUUUUCUUGUAUUAAGCCAAGACCCUGAUCUUUACCUAACCGUAACCUAAACAUAUCCAUAAAAUGAAGUAUAAUGCUGUAGGUACAUGUCAAUUAACAACAUAUCUUUAUUAUGUUACAAAUGUAUAGCUGCACUAUUACAUUAAGUAGAUAAUGUUUGUCCAGCAUCUCUGUAAUUCAAAAUGAAAUAUUUCACAUUUUUGGAAACUUGAAACAUGAUCUGCACUCAGGGUUAGAGGCUCUGCUCACCCACACAGGUGUUUCCACUUAACUUGACUAACUGCAUGUCUAGGUGUGAUGAUGGGAGGAGAUAUUUUGGAAAGUGGUGGAAGAAGUAAUCAGAUCCUUCACUCAGUAAAAGUACUAACUGUAAAAAUGACUCCACUACAAGUAAAAGACAUGCAUUCAAACUGCAUUCAGCAAAAUGUACUAAAAGUAUGAAAAGUAGAAGUACUCAUUGUGCAGUUAGAUGUUCCCUGUUAGUGUUUUACUAUUAUAUAUGAUGUUUCUGGAUUAAAACGACUGCUACGUUAAAGGCAGGGUUAAAUAUGGUAACUAUUUCCAAUAUACAUUUCUUUUUAUAUUUUGUUUGAAAAGCAAUUAAUAAUUAUUGGCUUUUAUGCAAAUUCUCAUUGGCUCUAAAAAAAGAGCGAAAAAGAUCUGUCAUCUGUAGCGUUCAAUCUAAAUAUCUAAUAAUAAUCUAAGCUAACCUGCCUCUCUUAGCUAUGCUAUUAUAAUUCUAGAC
Molecule: messenger RNA, 2838 nt
Organism: Perca flavescens (yellow perch)
Lineage: Eukaryota; Metazoa; Chordata; Actinopteri; Perciformes; Percidae
Exons: 5
Coding region: 143-952 (269 amino acids)
Molecular function (GO): calcium ion binding
Source: RefSeq, a predicted model, not a curated record